This is a messenger RNA of Necator americanus (New World hookworm), 1419 nucleotides long. RefSeq lists its product as uncharacterized. The record is from RefSeq and is a predicted model, not a curated record. The coding region runs from base 1 to 1419 and encodes 472 amino acids. The transcript has 5 exons. Lineage: Eukaryota; Metazoa; Nematoda; Chromadorea; Rhabditida; Ancylostomatidae.
AUGUCGGCAAGAAAUCUUACAGCACCCGGUCCCGACAGAAUAAGACCAGAACAACUGAAGAACCUUCCGCCAGCACUCAUCAACACCUUGACGAGGCUCUUUACACGUUAUCUGUCGGAAUGCAAGGUUCCUAAACAGUGGAAGACCAGCAAGACCGUGUUGUUGUAUAAAAAGGGAGAUCCACAUGACGAUUGGAAAGUUUUGGAUGAAGGACAGCCAUGCGAGCAAGCAGGGUUUCGAAAAGGAUUCAGCACGAUUGACCACAUUCACACUGUUUCGAAACUCUUCGAGGUAUCACGAGAGUACAAGAUGCCGCUCUGUCUCACCUUCAUCGACUUAAAGAAGGCCUUCGACUCAAUUGAGAACGAAGCGGUCGUGGAAGCCUUGGACAACCAAGGCAUCCCUACUCAGUACAUAAAGGUGCUUCGAGAGUUGUACACCACCCUCGAGAACGCAAUGCGAAAGUUGGAAUGGGACGACAUGGGAGUGAAGGUUGAUGGUCGGCAGCUACACCAUUUGCGCUUUGCUGAUGACAUCGUACUGAUAACACCUAGCAUCAGCCAAGCGAUUGCUGACCGAAUUCGACGAAACAUGUGGAUGCAUCGGAGGAGAAGAGCGGCUUGGGGAGCGUACAAGAGCAUCGAGGAUGUAGUGAAGAAGACCAGGAACACCCGGCUUCGUGCUCUCCUCUUCAACACCACCGUACUUCCUGCUUUGACCUAUGCUUCGGAAACCUGGGCAUUUCGCAAGCAGGAAGAAAACGCGGUGAGCGUCAUUGAACGCGCAAUUGAGAGAGUGAUGCUAGGAGUAUCCCGCUUCACGCAAGUGAUUGACGGAAUUCGAAGUUCUCUCCUACGUCAACGAUCGAAGAUUAGAGACGCCGCCGCGUUUGCCAAGGAAAGUAAAAUAAGGUGGGCCAGACACGUGAUGCGCUUUAAUGACAACCGUUGGACCAGAGCCGUGAGCGACUAUUAUCGGGUUCCCCGCGAUAUUAAGCGCACUACAGGAAGACCGCCGACCCGAUGGUCAGAUUUCUUAACGAAGUCCUUCAAAGAAAAAUAUGAUGCUCUUCGUGUCCCACGCGAAAGGAGGAACCACUGGGCUACUCUAGCACGCGAUCGGGACAAAUGGAAGAAUUACUGGCGCCCGCUCGACCAGUUCGAAGAUCAGCGGGAGUCAAGAUCCAUUAGACGCUCCAAGGACCUAGUAGCCGAACAUGAUCGAUCUGGACGAGAAAGACCUGUAUCUCUGACCACUAUGAGCAAUUUCACGGAAGGUCCGCGAGAGGAUUUGCAAGGACCCAGCGUUUACCAUUUGCCGAACGUCACGCUAAAUGGACAUCAAGCAGACUUCGAUGCGGAGAAUUAUCCAAUUGGCGUUGAAGGCCUACAGGGAGAUUAUAUGCCAAGAAAUCACUGA